AUGGAGGAACAUACAUAUGUAGGGUUCGAGAAGCCCCCCAAGAAGCGAUGCUGCCGACAGGGGACACAGCUUAUAUUGUUGGGGCUAGUGACCAUCUCACUGUGGGCUGUGCUGCUGACUCUGCUUAUCCUAUGGCACUGGGACACAGAACAGAACCUGAAACAGCUGGAAGGGACUGUCACCCAAAACGUGUCUAAAGUUUCCAAGGACUUGGAAAAACAGAAGAAUGACCACAUGGCUCAGAAAUCUCAGGCUGGCCUGAUGUUGAAAAACAUAGACAAAAUCAAAGCUGAACAGAAGAGCAUGAAGUCUUAUGAGUCUGACCUUUCCCAGCACAUGGAUGGACUUGGAGAUGAUCUGAACAACCUCAAAUCCAAGAGUUUGAAUGAGAAGCGUGAAGUCUCAGACUCACUGGAGAGCCUCCAAGAGGAGAUUGAGAAGCUGUGGAUAGAGCUAAAGAUACUCAAUGGUUCUGUGUGUAACACAUGCCCAGAGAUGUGGGUCAACUUCCAGCGAAAAUGCUACUACUUCGGUAAGGACUCCUGGACGUGGCUCCAGGCCAAGCAUGCCUGUAGCGAGCUGCGUGGACGACUGGUCAGCAUCCACAGUUCAGAGGAGCAGGACUUCCUGAGAAGAUGUAUCAAGGAGAAGGACUCAUGGACUGGCCUCCAGGACCUGGACAUGGAAGGCGAGUUUGUCUGGUUGGAUGGGAGCCCGAUGGACUACAGCAACUGGCAAGUGGGGGAGCCCAACAACCAAUACCAGGGUGAGGACUGCAUGAUGAUGCUCGGCUCUUCCGGCCAGUGGAACGAUGUCUCCUGUUAUAGCGAGCUGAACAGCUGGGUGUGUGAGCGGCUGGCCACGUGCUGACUGGCGCACCCUCGGACCUGCCCUGGGACAUUACAACUGGCUGCCUCCUUGUACCCCUCCCUGCCUGGCUUCCUUCCCGUCUUCCUUCGGACAACAGCCAGGCCCAGAGCAGGACACUGA
Messenger RNA from Chrysochloris asiatica (Cape golden mole), 990 nucleotides. It is a transcript of the gene FCER2, whose product is annotated as Fc fragment of IgE, low affinity II, receptor for (CD23). Gene Ontology annotation, molecular function: signaling receptor activity. The record is from RefSeq and is a predicted model, not a curated record. Lineage: Eukaryota; Metazoa; Chordata; Mammalia; Afrosoricida; Chrysochloridae. The transcript is spliced from 10 exons.